AUGGCCUCCAAGACAGAAAACAACAGGGUGGACAAUAAAAGUACAAGAAGAGUGAAGAGAUCAAGGAAGGUGAUGUCCCUAGCAAACAAAAUGAGAGUUCUUGAAAUGCUUGAUCAAGGUGAAACCAAUACUGCUGUUGGGCGUUUUUUUGGUGUGAAUGAAUCUACAAUUCGUACCAUCAAAAAAAAUGCGAAAGCUAUUAGGGCUAGUGCAUCAAGAGGCACACCAGAAUCACUGAGGAAAUCAUACAUAACUCGAAAUGCCGAAUUAGAGAAAAUGGAAAGAGAUUUGCAUUUGUGGCUCCUAAAACAGAAAAUGCUGAAUAAGCCGCUUUCCGUAUACAUCAUCCGUCAGCGAGCAUGCCGGAAAUGCAAGUUUCAAUUUCAAUGUGGAGAAAAAGUUCUGGAAUUCAUUGCCAGUAACGGGUGGUUGGAUCGAUUUAAGAAGCGCUAUGGCCUAUAUGAGAACAAGUGGCUGCCCGAGGAAGCAGAUCAUGCAGCUGCUGCGGGCUUUCCUAAAUACUUAAAGGCACUGAUCGAGGAAAAUCGCUAUCUGCCUGAACAGGUCUUCAAUGCUGAUGAAACUGCCCUGUUCUGGAAGCGCUUGCCCACUUGCACAUCUAUUGCAAAGGAUGAGAAAAUGACCCGGGGCUUCAAGCCUGGGAAAGACAAACUUAAGGUUCUACUGUGUUCCAAUGCUUCUGGAGACUUCCUGAUGAAACCCAUGUUGCUUCACAGAUUCCGAAACCCUUGCCCUCUUAAAAAAAAUUGCCAGAGACACUCAUCUGUUUUCAUGAAGGCAAACCAUAAGAUAUGGAUCACUGAGAAACUCUUUUUGAACUGGUUUUUGAAGUGUUUUGUCCCUGAGGUGAAACAAUAUUUGAAUGAAAACAACCUUGAAUUUAAAGUGUUGAUUAUUCUGGACACUGCUCCCUGUGACAAAAGCUCAAUAGUCAAUGCUGAUCCUCGUGUUAAAGUCAUCAGCAUCCCCCCCAACACAACUCCACUCCUUCAACCCAUGCAUCUGGGAGUGCUGAAAAUGUUCAUGAUCUACUACACUAGGCGCAUGUUUGACUACUUUGCAGAUCUGAUGAGAGAGACACCAAAGCUUUCCAUGAAAGUAGCUUGGAAAGAUUUCACCAUUUGUAAUGCCUUAACAAUCGUAGAGGAAUCCGUGAGAGAAAUAAAACAAACAACCCUUAAUGGAGCCUGGCAGAAACUUUGGAAUGAGGUUGUAACUGAUUCUGAGAGUUUCCUUCCAGUGGUAGAAGAAAUUGAAAAUAUUGUAGCGUCUGCAAAAUGUCUGGAUGGUGAAGGAUUUGAAGACAUUGACUCGAGUGACAUUGCUGAACUGUUAGACUCUCAUCCUCAGAAGAUAGUUGAAAAAUAUUUCAGAGAUGUGCUUGCCUCACAAGUUGAUAAAAGCAGACAGGGUAGUUUAACAGCCAUAACUCAAAGAACAUUGAAGUUGCCACUCUACCAGUCAAAUGGCCGUGAUGAUUCAAAGGAAAAAGACCCUUCAGUGGAAUAUCUCUUGACAUUCAGGGAACAAGAGGCUGGGCCGUCCACACACGUCAUCCCAUCUUGUCCUGCAAAUGAGAGGCAGACAUCCAGCAUACAGAUAGUUAAACUGUGGGCUUCAGACUCCUACAGCUCUAAUGAAGUGGAGUUCUAUGAGCCGCAGGAUGAAAGUUCAGCAGAAGACUGA
Molecule: messenger RNA, 1707 nt
Organism: Chrysochloris asiatica (Cape golden mole)
Lineage: Eukaryota; Metazoa; Chordata; Mammalia; Afrosoricida; Chrysochloridae
Product: tigger transposable element-derived protein 1-like
Exons: 2
Coding region: 1-1707 (568 amino acids)
Cellular component (GO): nucleus
Molecular function (GO): DNA binding
Source: RefSeq, a predicted model, not a curated record